Messenger RNA from Hydatigera taeniaeformis, 4368 nucleotides. Lineage: Eukaryota; Metazoa; Platyhelminthes; Cestoda; Cyclophyllidea; Taeniidae. The record is from the annotation of a GenBank genome assembly.
AUGGAAAUAACAUUGACCGAGGUUGAAGAUAUACGAGAGCGCAGAACACAAGCUAGACGACGUCAUGAGGAACUGAGCUCGAAGUUGCUGAGAAGGCAGACCGUUUGGGCGGAGCUUCAGGAAGCUCACAAGACUUUUGAUCAAACAUUGCAACAGAUUAACUCGGACUUACUUGCCUGUUGUCCAAAUUACCCUACUAACUUGCAUGUUAGACAGUUGAAACAGAUUUCUGAGGCUGUGGAAAUGAUUCGACAGAAGGAAGCUCUUUGUGCAAAGACCAUGGAUGAAAUCAAGGAGACUUUUUUGGCUCGCGUGGACUCAAAAGUGACAGAGAUGAGCCGCUUGUGUGAUGCUCUCGGUGAAGGUGUCGUAAGACUUCUAGAAAUGCAGACCGACAAAGUGCAAAACGUAAAGUUGGAGCUUGAUAAAGCCUGUUCAAUGCAAGCUGGCAUUAGCUGGAAAGCUGAAGCAUUGGGUUCAAGUUUUACUCGCGUUCGGAUUGUUUUGGAAACAAUCAACACAAACAUGGAAGAACUCUUGAAAUCCAGGACUAUUAAAUGUCCUGAGACUAUUUUCCAAGAACUGAAAGGUCUUGCAAACUCUCUUGACCAAGAGCAGUAUUUAUUGAGUGAUUUUGCCGCUGAUGUGGAGGAACUUCAAAAGGCCUUUCACCCACCUCGUCAACUUCCACAAUUCCUUUGUAAGCUUCCCGACUCCAUCCAAGAAUGCUUUACCGAAACAUCAAAACGGCUGACAAAGGUAAGCUCAGAGGCCAGCGCUAAGAUGGCAGAAUUGUACGACCUUUGCUGUUGUCUGCAGAAGGAGACAACCGCUUUAAUGUCAGACGUUGACAAGUUUUCUGACCUUCUGGAAGAAUGUGGAGGAGUGAGUUCUCCCACCGAAAUCUCCACUCUUCAGAGUAGGCUUAAGGAAUAUGAGACAAGUUAUCAUUCCGCCGUGAAUAAGCUCAAACGUAUCAUUUCGCAGGCCUCAAAGGUCAAACCGAAUGACAAGCUAAGUGGUCUUCUUGAAGAGGCUUCAACAGUGUUGGCUGAAGGUCAGAGUAAGUAUGAUUCGGUGAAGACAACACUGAAACAACUAACACUCCAAUUUGAUCAAUUCACCAAGGACGUUUCUGCUGCUUGCGAAGCAGUCAAUGAGAAUAUCUCCUCACUCAAACAAAAUGUUCACUUCCGACUACCGAUUCAAGAUAUAGUGGAACUUAAGGAACGCUUAAACUCAAUAGGCGCAUUAGAAGAGGAUUUGGAGGCAGCUGAAGGAUCUACUUCCAUUGAAGUCUCAGUCUUGAAGACAGACAAUAUGGUACCUGGAGUUGCACCAAAAAUUAUUUCACUGCUGCGCCAGACAAACACACUUUCCGACGUUUUUGUCGAUGAUGCAUUGAGACCGUUACAGACUGCCUUGAAGAUCUAUUCUGGAUGCUUGGGUAAGGCCCGAGAAUCCUUGGAGGGUGUUACCGAAGCAGCAUCGGCUUGGAUGGCUGACUCAAAAGAACUGAUGGAGGCGUUUCAGCUGGCAUCGGAAGAACUUGACUUCCUAGAUCAUUGUCCUAGUGUGGACUUCAGUAACACAACAACAUCUCGUAUGGAAUGUCUUCAUAAAGCACGCGAUAUGGAAAGGUCAUGGUUGCCGCAGAAAUUUAGACAGAUUGAGAAACUUACACGUGAAGCUAACGCUAACAUUGUUGGUGGAAUGGGACUUGUAAAUAUCGAGGAGAUUCGGAUUAGAUUGGAAGACCUUCAAAAAUCCAUCACUACUUUCAAGUCAAGUCUCUCCAAAGCAAUAUUGGUAUGGGAGGCGCGAGUUUCGGAGGAGCGUGAGUUAAAACAGCUCUCAGCAAUGGCUGAAUCUCUGUGUGAAAGUUUUUGCAAAGAUCUAGAUGAUAUAGAGCCUCGUUACAGAUUUGUAUCAGCUCAGGAAGAAGAAGAAAUGUUGGCGCGAUUACAAUUUUUGAAGGGCCAAGUCCCUGUUGGUGAUGAGUUGCUGGCUAAAAUACGCUCCAUCGCCAGUUCGGACCAGUCGACACUUUCCACCUUCUCUUUUCUAUCAAGAUGGGAAAAUCUGGCUAAGAAUCGUCUGAGUGCGCUAAUCGAGGACGUGGAACAGGCGAUUGCUGAAAAGACGGGAAAGGAGAAGGAGAUUCUCAUGCUUCAGACUUGGCUCGAUGAUUUCCAACAUGUUAUACAGCAAGCCACUAUCGACAGUCAGAGUUCGAACGAUAUUGCUGAAAUGAAUGAAAAGCUGAAGCAGCUGAAGUCACAGAUUGAGCAUUGGGAAACUACACAAUUCGUGCCCUAUUCUUUGAAACCAGGAGCCAAAGAAAAGCUUGCAGCCUUAGAAGAUCAGAGGAGUGCGAUCCAGAAGCAGCUCAAUCAGUUAGAGCGCGUCAUAAAGGAAAAGACAAAUAUUCAAAAGGUUGUCGAAGAUCGACUUAAACAAGUCAUGUUCGAAGUGGAUAGUCUAUGCGCGGAACUCGAAACCCGAUUCGUCAACACUUCGCAAAAUCAAGAAGCGACAAGUUUCGAAGAAGUGUGCACCAAUCUUCGAGGAAGCAGGGAAUCGUUGAAGAGCAUCUAUGAAUUGAAGAUUGAAAAUCUAUUUGUAAAGUUGUACUCCUUAGAAUGUGAGGCUUCUGGUUAUCCAAGUUUAUCGGGAAACCUUCAAACCUACCGGUAUAAAUUGGAGGAGGCGAGGAAGGCGUUACAGACUAUAGACAGAAAUCUGUCAAAUCAGCUUACUGUCUGGGAAGAUGUCGUUUCUACAGUCAAAAAGAUAGAUAAAUGGAUUCGCGAAAAUGAAACCUAUAACUUAAAGGAGAAGAAAGACAACACAGAGGUUAUUGCGGCUCCGGUGGAAGCAUUUAGUAAGACGGAGUCGCAAAGGAAUAUGAACCGGCUUGAGAGCAUAGCAGAGAAAAGAUAUCUGGCGGUGUGCAGCGUCAGAAAUCGACUGGACCUUUCAAAUGCCGGAAAGGAGCAAUUGAGUCAGUUACGCAAGAAAGUUGAUCAAUUCACAGAGGGUAAAGAAGUCCUAAAAUCCAUGUUAGAAAAUUAUGCAGCAAAGGUGGAUGAGAACGUCGAUGAUAUGAAAUUCAAGUUACAAGUAGCUGAGGAAGGUCUAAAUAGAGUUAAGAAACUUCAACUUGCUGUGAGUAAUCUGGAUUCUCUCGUUCUUGAAUGCAACGAGGCUACAUCUUCAAUGGAGGAGCUUCACCGACGAAGUGAGAGUGCACUAACCCUACUGAACACAGAGAUGAGGCCUUUAGUCCAAGAAGACUUAGAAUUACGCAUUCAGAUAUCACGAGGUGAACGUUUGGUGCAGAUCCUUCAGGCCUGGGGACGAGAAAGACAAGCGCGAGAUCGGCUAGUCGCUUCUGAGCGUGAGUCCUUAAAGGUUUUGACUUCCAGCCUUCGUGAUUGGUUGCAACAGUGGAACAGGAGUCUCGAGGAGGCACGAAACACAGCCGAUUUGGAACUGGGUAUUCAGUUGACUGCCAACAUCCCGUUUAAUAAGUUUCGUUAUCUAGACAACGUCAAAGGUCUUCAUCAAGACCUACAAACCAAAUUGAGGGAGAUUGAAGAGGUGAUUGAAAGACGUGGAUCCAAGAGUAUGGUGGAAAAUGAAGCAGAGGAUGCUGAAUUGUCUUUGUUAAGGCGAGAGUUAGUAUCCGGUGAGCGAAAGGCAAGUCGAUGCAUUUCCGAAUUGACAGAGCGGUGUACGCAUGUCGAACGCCUUCGUGGAAACCUUGUCAAAACAAAAGAAUGGAUUAAAAGCAUGAAAAAACGGCUGGACCGAAUUAAAGCACUUCGAUCCAGACAUGACUCGACCGAAGAUGGUGAAAACGACCUUUCCCUGGAAGACAUUGAAGCAACAGCCUCUGAACUUCGACGAAAUCAAAUUCACACCCUUGGCCUUCUACAGGCUGCCAUCGAUGCUUCAGAAGGCAGCAAUAACAAUGCUUCUCUCAUUCAAAUAGCGCUCACUGAAGUAGAUAAGACAGAUCAGGAGAUUGAUCUAAUGCUGAAGACGAUUUCACAGGCUAAGGCCAGCUAUGCAAACUAUUGUGUACUGGUGACAGGACUGGAUAGGCUGAUUCAAAACUCUUCCGUGGCUUUGACAACCACUUCCACGAGGGUCAGCGAUUUACUGACCACGUAUCUUGGAUAUGGUAGGCACUUACCACUUCUCUCCCCCGUGAAACUAUCCUCGAGCCACCUGACACCGCAGGUGGAGAGGAUGCGGGUGGAAUUGGCAAAUUUGGACGAACUCGGGUGGUUGGAUGGAGUUGAUAUGCUUGUGCAAGAACUGAGAAACCAGGUCGAGGUGGAUCUUCUUUUGGUUAACUGA